AUGAGACUUUAUCAAGAGGCAGUUGCUGUAAGAAAUAAGACCAUCUUUGUCAGCAAUCUCCCUCGCCCAACUAAAAUUCAAGAUCUCAUCGAUUUAUUAAAAGAUGUUGGAAAAGUUGUUCAAGUUCGACUUCUUAUAGACUGUGAGGGCAACCAAAUUGGCGAUGGCGAUGGCGAUGUUGAGUUCACUUCUGCUGAAGAAGCAGAGAAGGCGUUAAAAAAGAAGUUUUUGCACGAUCAAGGAAUUUCUCUUUUAUCGUCUGAGGGAUUUCCAGACCCUCGGAAGGAUUUGAUGGAGCUCAUGAUCUUGCUUUGGAAGUAUCCUUAA
Raphanus sativus (radish) is the source of this 327-nucleotide messenger RNA. RefSeq lists its product as uncharacterized. Lineage: Eukaryota; Viridiplantae; Streptophyta; Magnoliopsida; Brassicales; Brassicaceae. The coding region runs from base 1 to 327 and encodes 108 amino acids. Gene Ontology annotation, molecular function: RNA binding. The transcript has a single exon. The record is from RefSeq and is a predicted model, not a curated record.